Molecule: messenger RNA, 3236 nt
Organism: Artibeus jamaicensis (Jamaican fruit-eating bat)
Lineage: Eukaryota; Metazoa; Chordata; Mammalia; Chiroptera; Phyllostomidae
Gene: RMI1
Product: RecQ mediated genome instability 1
Exons: 6
Coding region: 703-2583 (626 amino acids)
Biological process (GO): resolution of meiotic recombination intermediates; double-strand break repair via homologous recombination
Cellular component (GO): nuclear body; RecQ family helicase-topoisomerase III complex
Molecular function (GO): nucleotide binding
Source: RefSeq, a predicted model, not a curated record
AGCAGCGUUUGCUGGGCCUGGUGGAAUCCUUUGGGUUUGGAGGAGGGGCUUUAGCGCGACGGUAGUCGGGCGGGAAGAGGCAAAAUAGGGUUAGGUCGCGCGGCGGCUUGGUUCCUGUAUUCAGAGUCGCACGGCUCACGAACUGCUGUUGCACGAGGGGAAGGCGGGAUUCCCAGGUCGGUGCUAGGCCCGAACGAAUUCCCUCGCCUCCACAGACCACACUCGGGUCUCCCUUCCUCCCCGUACCGCACUCCCGCCUUGCUGCGCGGCGAGCUGCGGGUCGCCAUCAUUUUCUGUGAUCAGUGAUGAACAGCAGUGCAAAGUAAGCCAGCCCUAUCCAGGAGCUCCUUCGUCCAAAUUUUACUGUCUUCUGACUGGACUCUAACUGGUCUUUUAAGCAUACAGCUGAAUUUGAUUUAUUCAGUUUGAGAGGAUCUUUUAACAGUCGCUCACUAGGUCCAAUCCUGCGUUUAGAACCCGUGCGUCUGGAUUCGUGCGUCUGGAUUCCGCGCCUGGGUCCGUCCGACCGAGUCCUCCUGUGCAACCCCUCCCCAGAUGCCGGUUUCGCCCCUUACCGGGCUAUUUCUGAGCAGUAGAUGUUACAAGUACUACUACCCUGAACAACCAGUUCCAAGUCCUGUCAUCAAAUCCUAUGUUUCUGUUCCAAAUGGUAACAGAUAACAUAAUUUUUAUUUAAAAGAAAUGAGUGUAACUAGUAUCGCAUUAAGAGUUGAAACCUGGCUUUUGGCUACCUGGCAUGUAAAAGUACCGCUAAUGUGGCUGGAAGCUUGUAUUCAUUGGAUCCAAGAUGAAAAUGAUAAUGUUACUUUGAGUCAGGCACAAAUAAAUAAACAAGUUUUUGAGCAAUGGCUCCUUACUGAUCUGAAAGAUUUGGAGCAUCCUCUUUUACCUGAUGGCAUUUUAGAAGUUCCGAAAGGAGAACUGAAUGGAUUUUUUGCUCUGCAGAUUAAUUCAUUGGUUGAUGUAAGUCAACCUGCGUAUUCCCAGAUACAAAAGUUGAGAGGAAAGAAUACUAUGAAUGAGCUAAUUACAGCUGAAACACAAGUAACCCAAAAGCCUUGGGAAGCAAAGCCUUCACGAAUGUUGAUGCUACAGCUAACUGAUGGAAUUGUCCAAGUGCAGGGAAUGGAAUAUCAGCCUAUUCCAGCUCUUCAUAAUAAUCUUCCUCCAGGUACAAAAAUUUUGAUUUAUGGAAUCAUUUCUUUCCGCCUUGGUGUUCUCUUACUGAAACCAGAAAAUGUGAAGGUGUUGGGAGGAGAAGUAGAUGCUCUUUUAGAGGAAUAUGCUCAAGAAAAAGUACUUGGAAGAUUAAUUGGGGAACUUGAUCCUAUAGUUUCAAUCAUACCAAAUAAUUCUAACCAAAACAUUCCCAGAAAUACAGAUGAUCUAGAUGUUGUGUUGGGACCUUCUGAUGAAGAACUCUUGGCAAGUCUUGAUGAAAAUUAUGAGCUUGCAGCAGUUAAUGCCACCUCCUUGGAAAGAAGAUGCUUUAGUACAGGUAGUUCCUCAAAUGCUAUUUCCACAAGGCAGUCGGGUUUUGAACCAGGACUUGUUAUUUCUCCAAGACCAAAGGAGAAACCACCAAAUCAAUCUGUGCAUUUCACUGAUGGGGAAUUAGAUGACUUUUCAUUGGCAGAGGCCUUGCUUUUAGAAGAAGCUGCCCAGGAACAACAAAUGGAGACUAAAGAAUUGCAGCCAUUGACUUUGAACAGAAUCACAGAUGAAAAUACAAUGAGAUCUUCACAUGAGCCUAAUGUUCUGAAUAAUUUUUCUGUGAUUUGCAAAAAUGGUAACAAUUGGAAUAAAAAAAAAUUAUCUGAACAGAUGACUAAUGAAGACAACUCUUUUAGUUGUUUAUCUUCUACAGACCACAACAGUAGUGUUUUUUCAGUUCAUGAUAAUCCACACCUGUACCAUGACUUUACAAAUAAAGAGAAGAAUUCAGAACCAAGUGAUAAGGUAAAACAAACCAUUAGCAGUUCAGAUAUCCAUUCCUUAAAUAAUAAAAUUUUAAAUGAAAAACUAGUUAAUUAUGUACCAAAAAAGAAUUCACAAAUUUCUAAUGAAAGUGACCACCAUUUUCAGCAUUGUUCUCCAAGAUCAUCAGAGGACAGCACUAAUCUUUCUGUCACCAUGGAUUUGUAUUCUCCCCCCUUUAUCUAUUUGUCUGUUCUAAUGGCCAGCAAACCAAAGAAAGUUAUAACAGUAAAAGUCAAAGCCUUUAUUGUAACCUUAACUGGAAAUCUCUCAAGUUCCAGUGGCAAAUGGAAUAUAGCAGCAAAGAUUUCUGACGGUACUGCAUAUCUAGAUGUAGAUUUUGUAGAUGAAAUACUUAUUAGUUUGAUAGGGUUUUCAGUACCAGAGAUGAAAAAAUUAAAAAAAGAACCUGUUCAGUAUCAGAAAUUCCUGGAAGGUUUGCAGAAAUGUCAGCGAGAUCUAAUAGAUUUGUGCUGUCUAAUGACUAUUUCGUUUAAUCCGUCCUUGACUAAAGCAAUGGUAGUGGCAUUAGAAGAUGUUAAUGUGGAACACCUUGAGAACCUAAAGAAGCGAUUGAAUAAAUAAUAUACUAAAAUAGUAAUAGAAAACAAUGAAAUAUUUAGAAUUUGUCCUUUUAUUUUUGAAACUUUCUUUUUGUAAAAGGGACACAGGAAAUUUCAUGACUUCAAUUUAAAAGUGUUUAAUCAUGUUUGUGUGUUUAGGUUUUCUUAAUAAAUUUUUUAUAGCAACUAUUUAAAAAAGGAACUUGGUGACUCACUGUUAUUGAGAAAUUUUGUUAUCCACUUAUUUUUGUGACUUAUUUUCUACUUUAAAUUUAAAUUUAUUUUAAAUGAAUGCUCCGUAAGUUUCUUCAUCCUUUCUUUUUUAAAAAGAGAUUUUAUUUAUUUAUUUUUAGAGAGAGGGGGAGGGAGAGAAACAUCAGUGUGUAGUUGCCUCACACAUCCCCACCUGGGGAGCUGCCCUGCAACCCCGGCACAUGCCCCAACUGGGAAUCAAACCAGGAACUCUGGUUUGCAGGAUAGCACUCGAUGCAUUGAGCCACACGAGCAAGGGCUGUCCAUAAUUCUAUCUGGAGUAUAAGAGUUUGCGGCUUCUCAGUCUCUCAAAUACUUAUACAAGGUAUUACUGAAAAAGAUUUUUGACAAUCUGCUAAUUUAUAUUGUAUUCUUUUGAAUUGUCUUGAUGGUAUUCUUAAAUAUUUCUCAAACAAUAAGAUG